Chlamydomonas reinhardtii is the source of this 1744-nucleotide messenger RNA. RefSeq lists its product as uncharacterized. The record is from RefSeq and is a predicted model, not a curated record. The transcript has 6 exons. Lineage: Eukaryota; Viridiplantae; Chlorophyta; Chlorophyceae; Chlamydomonadales; Chlamydomonadaceae. Bases 139 to 1215 code for a protein of 358 amino acids.
GCUACUGGUGUCACAGCAUCAGCCCUAUCAAGGCAAUCUAUCCUCACACAACUGAUACGACACAGCACGGCGGGCACCAAGCCCAGCACCCGCCACCGUGCUCCGUCCCAGCCGCAAUCGCGCCUACCACUCCAAUAAAUGGACGGGUUAACGCAGCCUCCUCCCGCUGCUUCUGCAAUGCGUCAUCAGCCAAUGACGGCGGCGCCCCCGACAGGCGUCACGGCCGCAGCGCCCCGGCUACUCGCAGUGGGGCCGCCGUCCCUGCCGCCUGCAAACGUGCUCGGAGCCCGCCGCCGGCCCCCUGCAGCUCUCGCGCACGCUGCGCUGCUGGUGGCGCUGGUGGCGCUGGUGGCGCUGCUGGGCGGCGCUUGCGCGUCCCGCACACCCACUGUGGGCGCAGACAGCUCGGUCGAUGAGCAGGCACAGGCCCAGGUCCAUCAGCAGCAGCAGCAGGAUCUGCGGGUGCAGCCUGGCCAGCAGGCGGGGGCCGCGUUCCGCGCAGCUGACGGCGGCGGCGCGGGUGCUGCCGCUGAGACCGCCUCCACGGCUAAGGAUGUGCCGCGCCGCCGCCUGCACUGGGGAUGCAGCCGGCCCGGGGCCACCUGCACCUACACCAGCCAAACACUGCUGGGCGGCAAGACAUCCGUCACAGUGACCGGCGGUCCCGCCCCUGGAGCCAAGCCGCCUGCUUCCUCGCCCAAGCCGCCGCCCGCCCCCGCGCCGGGCCCCUCCACGGUCCUGGUCCGGCCGCCGCCCCAGCAGGUAGUUGUCAACAUCAACAACUACGACAAGGACGGGAAGCUCAAGUACACCAACAGCACGGUCAGCAUGGUGCCCGGCCUUGGCUCGGCUCUGGCCGGUGGGCGGCGCCAGCUGCGGCAGUUCUGGCGCUGCCAUCCGUGGCUGGGCCCGGGCUGCAAUGUCCAGGUCAGCGUCACGUCCACCAGCGCCGGCGUCAGCCGCAGCGUCGUGGUGACCCCCGCUGGCGGCGGCGGCAGCAGCGGCGGCAGUGCCCCCAAGCCCUCUGGUCCUGCUUCCCCCGCGCCCGCGCCCGGGCCGCCCACAGGCAAGCAGCAGAUCAUCGUCCUGCCGGCGGCCCCGGCCGUCACCGUCAACAUCAACAACUAUGAUGGCAGCAGUGUUAAUGUGCCCGCACCGCUGCCGAGCGUCAGCGUUGGCAGCGCCCCCCCUGCACCCAAGCCGUCGCAGGGCUGAGUCCGCAAUGCACCCAUUGGGCGCUAGAAGGGAUCCCUUGGUAUCCUGCUGUUUGAAUGAUUAUGACACGUGUUUGCGGCCGAGGCACCUUGCACUGGUGUUCUGUGUUUGCCAAGCAGCUUCAUAACGAGGUCGUGCGGCAUCGGGGAUACCAUGUUACUUAUGCUGGCACGCCGGUUGCGAGUUGGGGUGUUGCUAUAGUUUUGCAUAGCCUGGAUCCAUACAGACCGUAUGUGCAGAUACGAGGAUGGGAUGGUACAGGGUUUGGCGUCGGGAAGGGCUGGCGCGCGGGCAGUGGCUUGCCAUGGAUGACCAAGGGCUUGGGUCGUCGCACGUGUGCAACUCAACCUCCCGGUUACCGCAGUAUCUACAGUAUUGACUGUCAUCUUAUGUUUAAUUCGCUGGCAUUGCUGUGGCCAUGGGGUUUUGCUCCUUUGACUUAAUGACCGAGCCCUCGCUAUUCGGCUAGUGCACACACCCGUGCACAUUAGGCAAUGAGUCCACCAAACUGCGUCCCACCUGCCUUUGC